UUUCAUGGGUCAAUUACUGAACGUAGCAUAGGCCUAUACUGUUAAGGCUUACCUAAACAGUUUGUUAUUAGACCACGAGUUUCAACUAAAUCCAGGAUGUUCUUGUGAAUAUAAAUAUUAAAUAUAUAGUGUUACUCUUAUUAAAACGCAUUAACCAACAUAAUAGUUUCUGGGACACUCCAGAGAUGACUAUCUCAUUGGUUGUGAUCAGUGUGCUUUAACGUUGCUGUGAUGUAGCGACCCAUCCGACCAAUAGACGGUGCAGCAUCCGAUUCUAGGAGAUCCCCAGCUGACGCGAUGCGCGGAACCACUAUUUGUAUUUUUUCUUCCUAAUUGACCCAAAUAAAGCCUUCAGUGACAGGGGUUUCACCGACCCCGAGGCACGAUUAGAAGGGAAAGCGCAUGGAGGCCGGUAAUACCCUUUCAUGAGUAAUCCCAUUUGCUAUUGUGACCGUCCAAUAGCAGAAUACGUCGGCUUCUGAACCAUUUCACUUGGAUUUCACUAUAGAGCUCCGCUUCGCGCAGUGCUGGCGCCGUAGAUCAACGACGGAUUUUAUCAAGCUAAUGAGAUGGUUGAGCGUGGAAACCGAACCACGAAGGAAAGGAUUUGUUACGUUUUGCGUAAAAUAAUUAUCGAAUAGUUGUUGUCGUUCUGGCACCAAAAAUGCAUGACAAAAGCCUACAACGGCAUACUUCAGCCACAUCGAGGGGCUCGUCGUUUUUCAUUGAGAAUUUACUUCGCUGCUCUAGGACAGAGACAUCUGUCAGUGCCAUAAAGGAUAACGAUGGCGUUAAGAGAGAAUCAUUUCUCGUGGGCAGCACGAAAGCGCAUCGGAAAGAAAUAUGCAGUCAAGAAUCGAACACAGGCAUGAAGGCAGAGGUGUGUCGGAGGGCACAGUCACCUCUGGAGUGGUAUGGACGAGAAACCAACUUAAAUGCAGCAAAACGACCAAAAAGUCCAGGAAUGCAAACGUGGAGUUCCAGUGAAAACUGCCAGUUAGUCCCCAGCGACAGGGAUACCCCCGUGGCCUCCGAGAUUUCUGAUGGAACUUUGGACAGAAAAACUCAUGGGUGUGUGGAUGAGGAAAGUGAGGAAGCACAGCAACCCUUCGAUGCACGUUCAGGUGCCGACAAUUCCGAGUUCUGCACAGCCCGUAAGAAAAAGACACGGACGGUGUUUAGCAGAAGUCAAGUCUUCCAACUGGAGUCAACUUUUGACAUGAAGAGAUACCUGAGCAGCUCUGAGCGCGCAGGUCUUGCGGCAUCCCUGCACCUGACCGAGACGCAGGUGAAAAUCUGGUUCCAGAACCGACGAAAUAAAUGGAAACGACAACUGGCCGCAGAUUUAGAGGCUGCUAACUUUAACCACAGCUCCCAACGGAUUGUACGGGUUCCCAUCUUGUACCACGAUAAAACUACACCUGUGUCGACGAUCAGUUUUAACGUGUCCCAAGUCUCGCCACCAAUCAUGGGCUUCUCGAAUUCCGUUAACUAUCCACUGACAUCCUUUGCGCAUUCAAUGAAUUUGCUGACAUCGCAAAUGACAGGACUGGUCUGACUUUGAUACUAAAUUGCACAGAUAUUGACAAUCGACCUACAGUGUCCCAAUGAAAUAACUUUGAGUGGUGCAAUAACUGAUAAAAAGACUGCUAGAAAUGCAGUCUUGAUGUUUGCCGCAUCCAAAGAAAACACGGAUACAACAGAUAAAAAAAACUUUGUUAAUUAUCACUGUCCUUUUCUUGCAUGGUCGCCCUCCUAUUUGUACACAGAACACUUGCUUUGUAAAAAAUAUAUUUUUAUUCAUAAACACGGAUUAAAAGGUUUUGUCACUUUUUCACAUGAUUAUUUUGAAUAGUUAAUAAACGAAUCACAUAAAUCCAAGUUUGAAUUUCUACUAUGAAUGGGAUUUGAUAUUCAAUAUGCAAAAUGAACACCAGUCAUUCAUAAUACGUUGCAUAUUUACGUGUCCAGAUGUUGUCCUGAUUACUUAAUUACU
This is a messenger RNA of Misgurnus anguillicaudatus (oriental weatherfish), 1996 nucleotides long. RefSeq names its product H6 family homeobox 1 (gene hmx1). Lineage: Eukaryota; Metazoa; Chordata; Actinopteri; Cypriniformes; Cobitidae. Gene Ontology annotation, molecular function: DNA-binding transcription factor activity, RNA polymerase II-specific; RNA polymerase II transcription regulatory region sequence-specific DNA binding. The record is from RefSeq and is a predicted model, not a curated record. Gene Ontology annotation, biological process: regulation of transcription by RNA polymerase II; negative regulation of DNA-templated transcription. Gene Ontology annotation, cellular component: nucleus.